Centropristis striata (black sea bass) is the source of this 3619-nucleotide messenger RNA. It is a transcript of the gene prr16, whose product is annotated as proline rich 16. The coding region runs from base 648 to 1652 and encodes 334 amino acids. The record is from RefSeq and is a predicted model, not a curated record. Gene Ontology annotation, biological process: positive regulation of cell size; positive regulation of translation. The transcript is spliced from 3 exons. NCBI's taxonomy places the organism in Eukaryota, Metazoa, Chordata, Actinopteri, Perciformes, Serranidae.
CAGGAUGAAACUGACGGCGUGUUUUUCGGAGGAAAGUGCCUCUGGGGUGUCGUUACCUGGCGGCUUUCCGGGGUGUCUCAUUACCAGAAGCGUAUAUUUGAGGACAAAUGAGGAGUGUAUUACCAUUUUGUCGAUGCCUGAGGAUUAUGGACCAUUACAAUAACGACCGGCGGUGUAACGGGUUUGGAUAACUGCCUGUGUACUCUUUAUUCUUCUUCGUGUCCUUCUCUUUAUUUACAACAGCCCACACAUUUUUAACGCAGUCGUGCUGGACGAUUUUUUUUCUCUCGCAAAAAUGUUGAAUUUAGCGCUCUGUCGACGUGAAGGAUAUUCAUGGCGCAUCGUUUUGUGUUAUUGGACAUGAAUGUGUGAGGAGCAGAAACCUGUGGACAGGCGCCGUUUCACAGACAGUAUGAUACAAUAUUUUGACAUAACCGUUAUUUUUUGUGUUACGCUCUAUUGCGCAUGCCUAGUGGAAGAUACAGAAAGCUGCCCGACGCCACUUCGCUCCGUCCUGGCCGUGAUGUAGGAGCAAAAGUGAAGGGAGCGGAGGACUAAAUAAAAAUGCGUUGGCAAAGUGGCAGCGUGGCGACCAAAGGAUUUGACUUGAGAUCCUACACGAAAUAGAUUGUGCCAUAAACUGAAGAAUGUCAGGGUCACCUAAUGCAGAGGCUGAAGGAGUAGUCUCCAAAGUGAAAGUGAAAAAGGAGAUCAAGACAAUCGUGGAGAAUUUGGAAACCAUCCUGGGAGACCUCAAGGAUGUAGCCAAAGAGCUCAAAGAGGUUGUUCAUGACAUUGACACACUGACUGGUGAUCUACAACUGGAGGAGGACGGCCUGACAGACAGCUCUAAGACAGACACGCUGAACUCCAGCUCAAGUUCCACCACCACUACUACUACCGCUUCCAGCCUGGAGAAGAUGAAGCUCUUCCCUGAUGACUGCAUCUUCAGACAACCAGCGUUUAUCGACCCGGUCCCUGUCAACCCUCUUGCAGUCCUGACUGUACUUAAGAAACCCCACCCUCCCCUACCGCCACCUAGACUUACCCCGCUGAGAGCCGAGGAUCACAACAUUAAGAAUCUGCCUCAUCCGACAUUAGUGUUAUCAGGGAAUAUAUCCAAGGCUACCGGGUCUCUAAUGAGGAAUGGUGGGGUUUUUCCAUUGAAACCAAACAGGGAUUUAUUCUCUUCUACCCCAUGUUUCAUUUCUAAUGACAGUGGAAUCCCGGAGUCGGGUCUUGUUCCUACAUUACCCAGGCCUAUGCCUCUUCUCCGCCAUGAAAAGAACAAAUGCCCCAAGGCCCCUGGCAGAGAGUCUCGUGAGAGGGAGCGUGUCCGGUUCAGUGAAAAGGUCCAGUACCACGGCUACUGCCCGGACUGCGACCUCCAAUAUGAUGUAGACGACACAGAACUACACUUGCAGGCUGAGCUGAACGACCUGAGGCUCAGCCCAGUGCAUUGCUGCUCUUCCUCCUCCCCUCCUCCUCCUCAUGCUCUUCCUCAUGAACUUAUGUUGGAAAACGGCGGCCUCUCGGCCAGCCACAGUUUCCCACCGACAGCAAACACACCUCCACCUUGUGUGCCUCCUCACCCGCCUUCCCUCAAGCCCCAGAAAACAAUCCUACGCAAAUCAACCACUACCACGGUUUGACGCAGAACCCCCCUUGUUCUGUCUAACUUAAACAUUCUUGAAUCAUUCAUAGUGUUUUCUACUUUAUGAGCGCUUUCUACUCGAGCUGAACUUUGGAUUAUCCAAAAAGAAAGAGGAAGAGUUGGGAAAAGGAUGGAUGAAGUGAGUGGAACGGAGAGAAAGGCAUCGCCAUGGGCGCUGAGACGUACACAGAGAGAUCAGGAAGAAGCGGGCCCACUGAGAUACUUGAGGUACAAGUGGAAGGGAUGCUUGUUUCGUACACUUAUCAACCCUGGUUGUUCAGGGCGGGCAGGAGGAGCCGGAGCUGAGGCCAAGCAUCAACCUUUUUUUUGUUAAAUAUAUCACUAAUGGCUCUCCACAGAGCAGGAGAUCAUCCAGACAAAAUAAUACUUUUGAGCAGUAUGGGCACAGUUGUGCCAAGGCAAUGUUACUGUGAAACUGGGGAAAUAGGAGGGGAUAGAUUAACUAUAGUUGUGGCUGUGAUAUUUUUGUUGCAUAGAAAUAGCUGAAUUAAAGAUUUGAAUGCUGCUGAAACCCUAUCAUCAAAAGUAAAGAGGCAAUUUUCGAUGAAGAGGUACAACAUGGGGUGAAAUGAUGUCAGCCAGUAUUUGAUUGAUGUCUACACAGACUUUUGCUCUGUGCAUACUCAGAUGGAAAUCAAUAGCUCCACUCAACGAUGGAAUUUGCCUUUUAAGAAUUGUAAUUGUUUGUGUCUGGAGAGCCUGACACGUCUGCCUGUGAACAAAACACUGCUGGACUGCAGAUAAGGAGAGAAUAUUAUGUCAGAAUGCGCCAUAUGCUCAAUCAUAGUGUAUUUUUAAAACGGUUUGAAAUUAAUGAAGAUGUGGUCACUGAUCUGUGUCCAGACAUUAUGUUCAUUGUGUGCUCAACCAGUGUCAUGCAAGCUAUGUUUUUUUCACAAUAAAAUGCAGAGAUUCAGUAUAGUGCCAUAGUUACAGCUUUAAAGGAUCCUUGAAGAAGUAAUAAUUUGCAUCAAAUUUUCUUUGUAUACAAAUAUACAUGUACAUGUUUGAUAUAUAUAUAUUUCAGGCAUUUUUCUACAGAGACUUUAACAUUUAAAAAGAUGAUAUUUUUGAUAUUGUGUUGGAAGACUGAGAGGUAUUUUGACGAAAGCUGACAUUCCCUCGAGGGACCUGUUUUCCAGCAGGGAAUAGCAGGAUAGUUUAUUUAUAUAUAGCAACAGGAUGGUGUUUGUAUGGAUAAAAAACAAGUGCUUCAGUCGUAUCACUUCAACAAACUUUACAGAGCGGGGUGUAUUGUGAGAAAGAACAUGUACGGUGGAGAUUAAUGGCGUAAACCAAAUACCUUGUUGUGCUUUAUCAGACGGGAGGCAUGGGGCUGAAUGAAUGCAUGACUGACUCUUCACUUUGUCCUGCCAUCACUGUGUUUUUCUAUGCAUUUCUGUGGAGAGGCUGUCUGUUGGUGGGUCCAACAUGCAGGGUGCUCUGCUCUCCAUAUCACAGAGUUAACAAGAAUUCCCUCUCAUUUUCUCAAAUGAAGUCAUCAGGUUAUUUGUGCAGCCACUACAAACCUGACAUAUGAUCACAUUGCUUAGGCCAAUGAUUUAUUGGUAACUAAAUAAAGAAAAUAAUAAAGUUUAUCCAUAUAGCACUUAUUAAAACCAGAGAUUAUUAAAAAAGGAAACAGAAAAAUAAAGAAACAGAGAAAAAAAGGGAGAAUAGGUGAAUGAACAUUUUCAUAGGCCUUUUUGGAUCAUUAAAAAAGUAUGAGGAAAGCCUCUCUCCAUAUUCAAACUGGAGGCACCACACUUGUAAACUCCACCUCUUUGUUCUCACUGGACACAGAGACUGAGGUCAUGACCAAACUCUGGAUCAAUCAAGAAUCAGUUUUAAAGAUGAUUGGAAUGUCUGAAAAAAAAAGCUGUUGGUGAUAUUUUGUUGUGUGUGUCCACAAACUGUUGGAAAAAGUAAACACUUUACACUUAA